This is a messenger RNA of Cyclocybe aegerita, 801 nucleotides long. The record is from the annotation of a GenBank genome assembly. Lineage: Eukaryota; Fungi; Basidiomycota; Agaricomycetes; Agaricales; Hemipholiotaceae.
AUGAGCCUUGCUUCUUCUCGAACUUCAAACAUCGCUAAAGAACGUUACCUCCUAGGGGCCGCUGGGGCCGCCUAUGUUCAAGUCGAGGAGUGGUGCGAACUGCUGCCGAUCACGCGUCACAGUCGCGUCGAUAAAUCUACGAUCAUUCUGUCUCCACCGCCACCCGUCCUUCUCCUAGAGUUCUGCUGUGCGAUGUUCAAACUUAUCAGGCGCAUCUCAUACGGUGUCAUUCCGCGCCCAGAUAGGCCUUGGGAAGAAGAUGCUACAUCUAAUGCCCCACGCAAGACGCGUAAACGCCGUCUGAGUUCAACGGAGAGGGAGGCUGCUGGUGAUGACGAGCAAGCGAACAAGAAAAAGAUACGUGGGGAUAGCGCGACGCCUUCCGUGGCGGACGCGGAAGGUGUCUUCCUCACUCCGGCGCCUCAGGCGGAUACUCAAGAGGUCAAAGAGGUCACCCAAGGGGUCGAGGAGGUCGAUUUGGAUGGCAGGGCUCCUAACAAGGAAGCGGCGCAAGGUGAAGAAGCGGCUCCAGAAUCCAUCCCCCUGCCCGAAGAACAAUCAGGAGAACUCGAUGAACCCACCACCGAUGCCACCUCUCUCGCUACCGUCAUUUCAUCAUCGGAAGAGGCAGAGCCACCGAAGGACGAACCCUCGAUCACUGCCGAUGAUGCAUCGGAUGUAGCCUCUUCAUCUGGAGAGGAUGCCACAUUAUCGGAGAAAGGAAAGCCUUCUGAAGAUCUCAAAGCUAGCACCUCGCCUGCGGUAGAAGUGACCGCCGUUAAACCUAUCCAGCAUGACUAA